Messenger RNA from Echinostoma caproni, 795 nucleotides. Lineage: Eukaryota; Metazoa; Platyhelminthes; Trematoda; Plagiorchiida; Echinostomatidae. The record is from the annotation of a GenBank genome assembly.
AUGUAUGUAGAUAACAUCAAAAUCUGGCGUACAAUCAAGGAUCCGAAUGAUCAAAAGUCUCUUCAAGCGGAUUUGAACAACCGGGGUCAGUGGGCGUAUACCUGGGCUAUCCCAGUGAACACCGCAAAGUAUGCUCACCUGCACUUCGGGCGUGCUGACUCAGACGUAGUCUACAACUUCCAGGGAACCACAUUGCGCAGAACAUCGUGCGAACGAGACCUGGGUGUUAUAGUUACGUCAUCACUAAACAUCCGAGAAAACACCCAUCGGGUCUGUGCUAGCACAUGGAGCAUUCUGGGGCAUAUUCGGGUUUUUUUCAGCCAGUUCACGAUGGACGCUUUCAGGCCGCUGUACUCUUCCAAUGUCAGACCAAGACUUGAGUAUGGUGGUGCGGCGACAUACCCAUGCAUGGCCGAUGAACUGGCUAAGUUGGAGUGUGUACAACGUGCCGCCACCAGACUGAUUGUUGGACUACGCGGGACCAGGUAUGAAGGUCGUCUAGAGGCUACUGGUCUGUUGCCAGUUGCGUAUUGGCGCCUCAGGAGAAAUCCCCUCUGUCUGACGAAGAACCUGAGAGGCGAUAUAGGCCCGGAGCUACGACAAUACUUCCAUUUGCGGACAGAAGACCGCACGCGGUGGCACCCUUUCACGUUGCGGGAACUUCAGUCCGUUGGUAUUCUGUUAGUUAACCAACUCUCGUGGAUGUCAACAACACUAUGGAAUUCCCUUCCAGCGACCGCAAUGGAUAAGACAGACGCUGCUUUCAAACGGCGCGCUAUUUGCCGGCUAACAUGA